Penaeus vannamei (Pacific white shrimp) is the source of this 1100-nucleotide messenger RNA. RefSeq names its product Signal peptidase complex subunit Spase25 (gene Spase25). Gene Ontology annotation, biological process: protein targeting to ER. The record is from RefSeq and is a predicted model, not a curated record. NCBI's taxonomy places the organism in Eukaryota, Metazoa, Arthropoda, Malacostraca, Decapoda, Penaeidae. Gene Ontology annotation, cellular component: membrane; signal peptidase complex.
CGCGAUCACAACAACGCCGGAUCCCUGACAGCUGCUCUCGAGUGUUCACCUUAUAAAACAUGGCUGAGAAGGUGAUUGCGACAAUGGAAGAAAAUCCACCAAAAGUCAACAAAUGGGAUGGGAACGCCUUAAAGAAUGCACUUGAUGAUGCUGUCAAAGAUGUGUUGCUGUCACGAUUCAGCUAUGUGGAGAGUCACAGACUGCUAGACGGACGCUUGUUAAUCUCCUCCAUAGCUGUUGGCUUCUCACUCUUUGCUCUUCUUUGGGAUUGGCUCUAUCCUUUCCCACAGUCUAGAAUGGUAAUGUGUGUUUGUGUGGUGGCCUACUUUAUCAUGAUGGGAGUGCUUACCUGGUACACAACCUAUUUGGAAAGAGGAAUCUUCUGCACAGCCCUUAACAAAGAUGUGGCUGGAAUAGACCCUGACGACGUCUGGAAUGCUUCAUCAUCACUGAAGAGGUUUGACAACAAGUACCACCUGUGCCUUUCGCAAAAGACAGGGAAGAGGCAAGGCAAAGAAGCACGCACUGUCCUCACAGUUGAAAACUUCUUUGAUGAGACUGGAAGGCUUCUGUACGGCUCUGUGGUAAAGGAAGUCCUCCGCCUGCACUCUGAUGUAGAACACAAGAAGAACUAGAAAGGGUCAAGUAAACUAUUUGCUGAAUUACUUAACCUUAUGUGAACUUUGUUACAUAUUUAGAAAGAGACUUAGGUCGUAGUUGGAGCGAUAAGAAUCAGCAGUUUGCAACAGACCAUGUUUCUCCUCACUUUCUACGCUUUUGGUUUAUAAUGUUAUGUUUGGCAACAUAGUUUACAUAUUUUGGUGGAUAUUGAUAAUCUGUGACUCAUGUCAUACUGUAUUUGAGAAAUGUAAGAGGUGAAAGUUAUUUUUUAUUUUAUUUAAUUUCCAUCUAUUCUUCAGAUGAAAGCAUCAUUGUCCUAGAGAGUGGAUGUGCUUUAGUUCCCCAGAUCUGUGAAGCUGUAUGCAUGUAUUCAUUCAAGGUAUCAUGUAAGACAGAUUAGGGUCAAACUGUUCCCAUUAUUUUCUUAUAGAUCAGUGGAAUGAUUUUUAGCAGGAUUUGGUAAAUAAACAUUAAAUGAA